UUUGUUUUGUUGUGAUAUGCAUUAACUAAAUCUGUAAUACAAUUUAAUAUUGAGUUAAGUCGGUAUUUAUCUUUAUAUUUAUAUAUGAAAUAUCACGGGCUCCUAGUACUCGCGCUGUGUGGUGCCUGGAUGUUGUACGUCUCUGGCUGGCCAUGCCUCGAUAAAGAUGUUGGCAUCCACAGGUUCGGGGACGAGUGCUCACGAAUAUGUCAUUGUCGGGACAACGAAAAAUGCGGUCAGAACGGGACAUGCCAAAACGGAUGCGCACAAGGGAUGUUCGGACCAGGUUGUCAGUACGUUGAUAUUGCCCGCAAUUUUAAUACAACGGCACGACAUUCAACCAGCCUGAAGCGCUCCAGUCACAAAUACGCCAAAUUGGCCGUUGACUUAAGCAACACAACGUGCAGCUCAACACUGGAAGCAGACUUAGAGACUGGACAACCCUGGUGGAAACUGUGGUUCCCUUACUAUGUCACAUUCACAUAUAACGAGUUUCACGUUGACGUAAAGUAUGCAGCAAAUGUGUCGCAGUACCGCGUAAGUGUUGCAAACCUUACACACGUCUCAGAUAUGGCCAUGUGGUCAAAUGAGAGUCUUUGUUAUGAGACUCAAGGAGACGACCCACCUUUCCCAUCAAGUGGUACCCAUGCCGUCCUGAGAGUGUUCUGUAAGAAACCCGUUGUGGGAAACUCCAUCCGCAUUGAACUGCUGAAAACUCGUACACAGCUUGUUUUAUGUGACGUGUAUGUCAGUCAAGAUAUCGACGAAUGCGCUGUUAGCACUUGUAAGAAUGGAGCCAGGUGCGUCAACUCUAGUGGUGGGUUCAACUGUAUGUGCGCAAUGGGCUGGCAGGGAACAAACUGUGAUGAAGACAUCGACGAAUGCGCUGUUAGCACUUGCAAGAAUAGAGCCAGGUGCGUCAACUCCCGUGGUGGGUACAACUGUAUGUGCGCAACGGGCUGGCAGGGAACCAACUGUGAUGAAGACAUCGACGAAUGCGCUGUUAGCACUUGCAAGAAUGAAGUCAGGUGCAACAACUCCGCUGGUGGGUACAAGUGCACUUGCGCAACGGGCUGGCAGGGAACCAACUGUGAUGAAGACAUCGACGAAUGUGCUGCUAGCACUUGCAAGAAUAGAGCCAGGUGCGACAACACCGCUGGUUGGUACAAAUGUACUUGCGCAACGGGCUGGCAGGGAACCAACUGUGAUGACGACAUCGACGAAUGCGCUGCUAGCACUUGUAAGAAUAGAGCCAGGUGUGACAACUCUGCUGGUGGGUACAAAUGUACGUGCGCAACGGGCUGGCAGGGAAUCAACUGUGAUGACGACAUCGACGAAUGCGCUGCUAGCCCUUGCAAGAAUAGAGCCAGGUGCAACAACUCCGCUGGUGGGUACAAGUGUACGUGCGCAACGGGCUGGCAGGGAACCAACUGUGAUGACGACAUCGACGAAUGCGCUGUUAGCACUUGCAAGAAUAGAGCCAGGUGCGACAACUCCGCUGGUGGGUACAAGUGUACGUGCGCAACGGGCUGGCAGGGAACCAACUGUGAUGACGACAUCGACGAAUGCGCUGCUAGCACUUGUAAGAAUAGAGCCAGGUGUGACAACUCUGCUGGUGGGUACAAAUGUACGUGCGCAACGGGCUGGCAGGAAAUCAACUGUGAUGACGACAUCGACGAAUGCGCUGCUAGCCCUUGCAAGAAUAGAGCCAGGUGCAACAACUCCGCUGGUGGGUACAAGUGUACGUGCGCAACGGGCUGGCAGGGAACCAACUGUGAUGACGACAUCGACGAAUGCGCUGCUAGCCCUUGCAAGAAUAGAGCCAUGUGCGACAACUCCGCUGGUGGGUACAAGUGUACGUGCCGAAGGGGCUGGCAGGGAAUCAACUGUGAUGACGACAUCGACGAAUGCGCAGCUAGCACUUGCAAAAAUAGAGCAAUGUGCGACAACUCCGCUGGUGGGUACAAGUGUACGUGCGCAACGGGCUGGCAGGGAACCAACUGUGAUGACGACAUCGACGAAUGCGCUGCUAGCCCUUGCAAGAAUAGAGCCAGGUGCAACAACUCCGCUGGUGGGUACAAGUGUACGUGCGCAACGGGCUGGCAGGGAACCAACUGUGAAUACGACAUCGACGAAUGUGCUGCUAGCACUUGCAAGAAUAGAGCCAGGUGCGACAACUCUGCUGGUGGGUACAAGUGUACGUGCGCAACGGGCUGGAAGGGAACCAACUGUGAUGACGACUUCGACGAAUGCGCUGUUAGCACUUGCAAGAAUAGAGCCAGGUGCGACAACUCCGCUGGUGGGUACAAGUGUACGUGCCGAAGGGGCUGGCAGGGAAUCAACUGCGAUUACGACAUCGACGAAUGCGCUGCUAGUCCUUGCAAGAAUAGAGCCAGUUGCAACAACUCCGCUGGUGGGUACAAGUGUACUUGCGCAACGGGCUGGCAGGGAACCAACUGUGAUGACGACAUCGACGAAUGUGCUGUUAGCACUUGCAAGAAUGGAGCCAGGUGCGACAACUCCGCUGGUGGGUACACUUGUACUUGCGCAACGGGCUGGCAGGGAACCAACUGUGGUGACGACAUCGACGAAUGCGCAGCUAGCACUUGCAAGAAUAGAGCCAGAUGCGACAACUCCGCUGGUGGGUACAAGUGUACGUGCGCAACGGGCUGGCAGGGAAUCAACUGUGGUGACGACAUCGACGAAUGCGCUGCUAGCACUUGCAAGAAUAGAGCCAGGUGUGACAACUCCGCUGGUGGGUACAAGUGUACGUGCGCAACGGGCUGGCAGGGAAUCAACUGCGAUUACGAUAUCGACGAAUGCGAUGUAAGUACUUGCGAGAAAGGGGCCACGUGCGUCAACUUCCCUGGCGAGUACAGCUGUACGUGCGCACUGGGCUGGCGGGGAAACAACUGUGAUGUCGAAUGUGAACCUCAAAAAUUCGGACAAAACUGUUCUCAGAACUGCAGCCUCAACUGCGAAGGCCUAUGUGAUCAUGUGACUGGACAUUGCUCUUGUAAACCUGGAUAUAGCGGACAAAAUUGCACUGCUGAACUGAGUGAUUUUCCAGUGGAGCUAGUGUCAGGAGGUUCGACCGGGAUGCUUAUUCUCCUGUUUGUGCUAAUUAUUAUAAUAGUUGUAUUGAUAAGAAACAGCAAAGCCAAACGAGAAAACGAACGGUCGAAUGCUGUAACCAACGUUAGUCUACCGAAUAUAAGCAUCGAUGGCAAAUCCCGGCAAGAUACCGCUAAUCAUCCAGAAACUGAGCAAAAUAGUUUGUCAGUAUCGGCGGAGACGCCUUUUGUAACUAUCCUUCAAGAAGCGGUAUACUCGAACAUGCUGGACCUUCCGCCCGUAGAGUCCUCGGGAACCACCAUUGCCCUGACUCAACUCCAGGGUUAUGUGAGGUCAAAAAGCGCGGAUGAGCCAUACUUUGCCUUGGAAUUUAAGAAAAUUCCCUACGGUUUGCAACACCCAAAUACUACUGCAACGGCGACAGUGAAUGCGGGGAAGAACCGAUAUAAAGAUACGUAUGCCUAUGACCACUCUCGUGUGGUGCUUAACACUGUGGAUGGCAAUGAAGGCAGCGAUUACAUCAAUGCUUGCUUCAUCGAGGGUUUCUGCAAGAAGCGAACUUACAUUGCAUCACAAGGCCCAACGGAGGCCAUGAUGGAUGACUUCUGGCGCAUGAUUUGGCAAUAUGACGUUUCUACCGUAGUCAUGGUAACGAACCUCAAAGAAAUGGGAAAAAUAAAAUGUCUGCGGUACUGGCCUCUUGAAGUUGGUUCCCAAAAAGAUUUCCAAGCACUCACAACAACUUUGAUCUUUAAUGAAGAGUUCACAGACUAUACUGUUCGGAAGUUUAAAUUGUCACACAAGGACAAACCAAGUGUCUCGCGUGUGGUAACCCACUUUCAUUAUACGGCAUGGCCCGACAAAGAUGUGCCCGCUAGCACUUCGAGCCUCUUGCACUUCUGGCGUAGGAUCAGGGCCCACGAUCCCGACAAGAAGCAACCUUGGGUCGUUCAUUGCAGCGCCGGUGUUGGCCGUACGGGCACAUUCAUCGCCAUGGACAUAUUGAUAGACGAGGGUCAGGCCAGGCAGACUGUCGAUAUCUACGCCUGUGUGACCAAGUUGAGACAGCAGCGAGUUAACAUGGUUCAAACAGCGGGCCAAUAUAAAUUCUUACACAGACUGAUGGUGGAAUACCUGACUCUUCGCAGUCAGUUCGUGUCAAACAAUGAGUUUGCCAAUUACCAAAACACCCUUCUCCAAGUCGACCAAAAGCAAAACAAAACUGGACUGUUUUUACAAUAUGAGACAGAGGCAUCCUACCACACACUGGAGCUUCCUGGGGCAAACAUCAAAGGUGACGAGGGAGAUCCUUAUUCCGUUGCUAACAUGCCUGAAAACGCGAAGAAAAACAGAUUCAAUGCUAUACUACCGAAUAACCGAUAUCGAGCGAUGUUGACUGUUCCUGUGGACGGAAGAAAUGACUUCAUCAACGCUGUCUUCAUGCCGAGCUACAAGGUGGACAACAAGUACAUCCUUACUCAGAAGCCCCUGUCUAACACUGUGGUGGACUGCUGGAGACUCAUAGAGAGCAGGGACAUCAGUCUGGUGGUGACAUUCCCCGAUGAGGGAAAUGAACAGAACGGUCGAAUGUUUCCUACUACAGGGUCACUCACUGUGGGCCCCUUCAACAUCAUGUUCAUCACGGAACAUCACGAAGAGAACUAUUUUGUUUCAAGAGUCUUCAAAGUUCAAUACAUGAAGAAGGAGAGGACGGUAACGCAGCUGCUGUACCAGAAGUGGCACAGGUGCCAGAUGGCACCGCCAAAUGUCGGUGAAUUUCUGAUGUUAAUGGACGCUGUGGAGAAGAGGACAAAAUCUUCAACAGCAUUGAUACAGUGCUUAGAUGGUGCUACAAGAAGCGGCCUGCUGCUGGUACUGUUGUACGCCACGGAAUGCAUGUCCAAGGAUGGGGAAGUGUCGAUGCCUAUGGUCAUCAGGCAUCUUAGAACGAGGCGUCCGCAGCUCAUACCGAACUUUGAACAGUAUCGUUUUUGCUACAGCUUGCUGACACAGUAUGUAGAAUCCAAUGUGACAUACGCCAACACAUAGCGUCGAGAGAGUAUUGAUCUAUGGGUAGUUACUAAUGAAAUCUGGAAGUUGCGGUUUAUGACAUGAUGCACAUAUUAGAACGUGACAUAUGGCGCUAGAUGUAUAUGUUCAUGAAUAUUGCAAGUUUGCACUUAUUACGAUAUAAAUGAUUCUCAUGUCUCCACAUUAUCCAACUAGAUUGAAAAACAAUAGAUAACAUUUUCAAAAAUACUUUUAAAGUUUGGACCCUUGGUUUGUUUGUAAACAUUAUUUGGCCUACAUACUAUUUAAGACUGCAAUAGAGAAUGUCCUCAUUGAGCUACACAAAUGAUGGAUCCUGGAUUGCAUUUGGACUACCUAGUAUUAAUUCAUGUUUAUUUACAUUAUUGUGAAAUAACUUCUGUGUUUUGAUUUGAUUUUUAUGUUUCAUUUCUUGCAUUAUAUACAGUAUUUCUUUUUAACUUAUAUCAUUGAAUAGUAUACAAUUACCCUUGACACAAACAACUCAAGCUUUUGAUUGUAAACAAAAACAACAUCCAUGUGUGAGAUGACGCAAGAUUGGGGCUAUACAAACAUUCUCUAAUGAUACAACUAUAUGUACGGAAUUUAAAUCACUAUUAUGAUCAGAAAUAUCACGAAGAGUCCAACGGUUUUGGGGAUUUAUAUAAAGUUUAUAUCAAGUUAUAAGAACAUGUUCGGAUAUGUUUGACAAAUUCAACAUCAUUAGGCCACAACAAAUUGAAGAUUUGUUCUACGGAUUUUUGCUUCCCAAAAAUGGAGCGAGCGAGCGAAAUAAAAAUAAAAUUAGUUUUAUUCUUUUUUUGUUAAAUCACAGGCGAGCGAAAAGCGAAAAAUGAUAAAUAAUAUAUUGUCUAUGUAAAUUGAUAAAUUUAUGCCAAAUAAACGCAUGAUAUCUGCACAAUACCAGUACAAGAUCAUUUAGUAGUAAUAAUUGAGUUAAAGCCCUUAUCAAAUGUUCGUAAAACUAAAAAUUGAAAUCUCGAAUAGCUGUUCUUCUUACUCACACCAGGUAGUGAUUACUAAAAUUUAACAUUGUACAUGUAGUUUUCAUGAUCAAAGUUAUAUAAGAAGCUCAGUUGUAUGUCAAUGAUGGUUUAAUAACAUGAAACAAUAAAUAAUACAAUAAAUAUAAAGCAUAAGCAGUGAUUUUUCUUCGCGUCAUACUUUACAGCUUGUGCCUUUUUCAUUGAGUAGAAAGUGCGUUACACCAUGGGAAAAUUGAAUCAUUAUUAUUAUAAUUAUAGAUAACAGUAUACCAAUUGUUAAUAAGUGCAUGUUUAACUGCUUUCUCAAAUUUAUAUCAUAAAGUGCUAGGGCAUUAAACUACUGUAUGAUAAACUCAAUAAACCAAUUUAGUUAAUUUAAGCAGUUUGACCUAUAUUUUCGGAAAUUUUGGCGAGACCUUUUUAAAAAAGAUGUUACAUUUUCCAUUGGGAAACAGCUUUGUUUACAUUUUUCAAUUUGGAUACAGCUUGUAAGAGGCUGUAAUUUUGGGCAAAAAACACUGAUACGAAAUAUCUCGAAUUUGUAUUAGUUCUAAAUAUCACAUGUUAUGGUAGUAUACAAUACUCGAUGCAUUACUUUUGUUAGUUUAGCACUGUUAAAAUUAGAAAUGUGAAGUUAAAGUUUUGUAAAGUAAAAACAAAUAACUACCUAAUGGAAUUAAAUAAGAAAUGGGUAGUAAAAGUUUUGUAUUUUAUUAUAAAAAGUCAAUCAAAUCCCAGUAAAGGUGUUUAGGUCCAGAAAGUUUCUUAACUUUCUUACUUAUGUCAAAUUCAUGUUUUUGGGGCAAAAUGUACAUCUCGGAUUUAGCCAUCAACAGUUUGAACUAGUAGAUAAGCGGCUCGUACAAUUUAUAUUAUACUCGACAUCUUUGUGUCCAGUUCAACAGCGACACUCGUUUGAAUGUUAUUUUUUUAAUAUUUUAACUUAAUCAAUACCAAUAAGUUUAUUGCAGAUUUUGACGCAUACCGGCGAUAUUUCACAUCCUGAUGUAGAUGCGGUUGAAAUAUAAAAUUACUUAAAUCAUCUGUGAUGCAAAUAACAUUUCCAUUUGUGUCUUUGGUCGACAUGAUAAGACAGAAGGACGCUGCCAUUUGUUUUUACCAUAUACCAAUCUAAUAACGCAAAGCGUUAUAACAGUCUUUGUCGUAAAAUACGUAGGCUAAAUUAAGCUAAAUCAUUUAGUAAAUAGGUGCGCAGCAAAUUUGUUGCUGCGGGCGCAUAAUACAAAUAAAACUAUUUUUAUUUCGUUUUAAGAUUUUUAGAUGCGGCAAAUCCAUCGAACAUUUAAUCAAUUUGUUGUGGCCUUAAGGCACUUUACAAUGCGGUCUACUGGCAUUCAGAGUUAGGUUUAGUGUACCGUUUUCAUACAACAUAUACACACCAACUUGGUAUUUAGAUGGUGCACAUGACGUAAAUGAACUAAGCAUAUUUGCAAAUAAUAUUUCGUUAAUAUUAAAUGUUCAUAUUAAGUAAUCAGUUGACAUUGCAAAGAUUAUCAAAAAGUGUGUUUUAAACAACGCAUAGUGUUCACAAAAUAAAACAUGUCGUUAAAGGUUGUUCAUAUUCCCAUGGAGUCAAAAUUGGCCACCUUUCGGUGGUCUCGUGGUAUGUAGCAUCUUUUUUGUGCCAUUUUCAAUGAGUUGCGGGCAAAUAAUUCCCCUUGCAACAUAAAUAUCAAACACGGGGACACACGUGAUUUAUAUGAAUCUGAUCAUCAAACUUAUUUCAGCUAUCGAGAAACAUUUGCUUGUUGUUUUUGUUUUUGUGUUCAUCCACUGCGCUUGAGCAAAUUUGGUGUACAAUAUUCAACUUGAUUUUGUAUAAAUGGAUAAGAGUUUUUAUUUAUGAUUUUAUAUUGUGCUUUUAUUUGCUUCAGUUAUAUUUCUGCUGAUCUGGCUUGCAUCUAUCCAUUUAUUGGUCAAAUGGCAAUUGACUUGAAAUGUAUUCUCUUUUACUGCUAUGAAAUUUGAAUUGUGAUUGUAUGAGGUUAACUGUUAUGUUUAUGUUAAUGUUUUGCAAAUAACUCUGGGCUAACUAUUAGUUUUCGCGCUCAUUUAAAUCGGUUUGAAAACACAAUGCUUCGAAUUGACCGCUCCAAUGCGGGGAUCCCGUUAUUAGAAUAAAUAAUGGACCACAUGCUAUGAUAAGAUAUUUUCCUUCUGGUGCAGCUGAAGUUAUAGUUUGUAUAUAUUUCAACCAAAAUAAAAUAUUAUAAAGGAAUGCGGUUGAAUCCACUUUCGAAGCCCUUUAAUAUGCAUUUGAAUUUCAAAUAUAUGAACUUGUUUAAUGUGUAAUGUAUAUUUUAUUAUUUGCUUUCUCAAAAUAAAUUUUUCUCACA
Molecule: messenger RNA, 8467 nt
Organism: Dreissena polymorpha
Lineage: Eukaryota; Metazoa; Mollusca; Bivalvia; Myida; Dreissenidae
Exons: 42
Coding region: 85-5124 (1679 amino acids)
Biological process (GO): protein dephosphorylation; negative chemotaxis; axon guidance
Molecular function (GO): Roundabout binding; heparin binding; protein tyrosine phosphatase activity
Source: RefSeq, a predicted model, not a curated record